AUGCCAGUUUUCCAGGCAUCCUCACGCACUUUCACUCCUAAUAACGAAGAAGGAGCGAUGCACAUGGACGAUGAUCCCACGCCAGCGAGAAGAUCAUUAGAUCCAGCAAUGAAUAAAAUCGAAGUGGUCAUCGACAAAGACAUCUACGAUGGUAACGCCUAUAUUAUAGGCAUACUAUUGAACAAGCUGUACGCACAGAAGGCGAAGGAUCCCAUUGACAUACGCGCACUCCACGAGCUGCGUAAUGCAGUCUACAACCAACAACCCAACAGAUUGAUACCAGAAGUAGAUCAAUGGUUAUCAGAGUUAUACACAAUAAAGCUAUGA
Messenger RNA from Sphaeroforma arctica JP610, 327 nucleotides. RefSeq lists its product as hypothetical. Lineage: Eukaryota; Ichthyosporea; Ichthyophonida. The record is from RefSeq and is a predicted model, not a curated record. The coding region runs from base 1 to 327 and encodes 108 amino acids. The transcript has a single exon.